AUGAUUGAAGGAUCUUAUGCUUGCGUGAUUGAACGGCAAGAAGCUGGCCAAGUACAUGUGGAUAUUGUUGGAGCCACCCCACAAGAACUGAAAGUGAUUGCUAAAUGGAAGGAGGAUUCUCAAGUACGCGAUGCUGUCACCACUACGACAUUCCAUAUGGCGAUGAAAGCGCUUGAUUCGGAGGUACAAUUGUCUGAUAUGGAUCAAAAAUCGGCGGUAUUGUCCAUUCAAGUGCCGUCUUAUCACUACCGCUACGUCAACGUGAAUGGCUGCCCUGGCGAUAUAGUCACAGUGACGGAGACUCGCCAUCCUUCGGGAACUAGUAGUACAGCUAACAAGUUUUUCCUGAUAAAGUUAAAUGUGAAGUCGGCCGCAUUAUGGUCGGAGUUAUCAGAGAAGUGUACGGUGAUAGUUGAAAAUGGUAUCACGGGACAAAAGAUUUAUGUGCCAGUCAGGGUGCGAAUUGUAGGACAGGCUAAACAGGUGUAUAAUGGUCAGUACCUUAUUCAAUACGAUCUCUUAUUAGAGCAUCUAAAUAAAUUUUGUUUUAGCACUUGACA
Molecule: messenger RNA, 560 nt
Organism: Strongylus vulgaris
Lineage: Eukaryota; Metazoa; Nematoda; Chromadorea; Rhabditida; Strongylidae
Source: the annotation of a GenBank genome assembly